UCUCCCCUGUCCUCCACUGUCCUGUCCCUCUUUUCCCAGCUGGUCGGUCCGUCCCGGACGCGCCGCUGGUCCUCUCGGGCUCCUCUGGGCAGCACGCCCCGAUCCCGCUACCGCGCCCCCGACGCCGCCCCAGCUCCAUCCCAGGGGACUGUGUCUCUGAGCAUCUGGGACUUCGCGGGCCCGGCCCGGCCCGGCCCCUCCGCCGUCUUCAUGCUGCCGACCCUGCGCGUCAUGGGCAGCCCCCGCUCGGUGCUGAGCUGUUUGCUGUUGCACUUGUUGGUCCUCUGCCUCCAAGCCCAGACUGGCUUGGGAACUGGAGCGGGCUGGAGACGGGACAUGCUCCGGGCGGGCAGGCAACCGGCAGGGUUGACACAGGAGGUAACUGUUCAGUCCCCACCUAAUUUUACACAGCAUGUGAGGGAGCAGAGCCUGGUGACGGAUCAGCUCAGCCGGCGCCUCAUUCGGACCUACCAGCUGUACAGCCGCACCAGUGGGAAGCACGUGCAAGUCCUGGCCAACAAACGAAUCAAUGCAAUGGCAGAGGAUGGAGACCCCUAUGCCAAGCUCAUAGUAGAGACGGACACCUUUGGAAGCCGAGUGCGAGUUCGGGGGGCCGAGACAGGCCUCUACAUCUGCAUGAACAAGAAGGGAAAGCUGAUUGCCAAGGGCAACGGCAAAGGGAAGGACUGCGUCUUCACAGAGAUCGUGCUGGAGAACAACUACACGGCUCUGCAGAACGCCAAGUAUGAAGGCUGGUACAUGGCCUUCACCCGCAAGGGCCGGCCCCGGAAGGGCUCUAAGACCCGGCAACACCAGCGAGAGGUCCACUUCAUGAAGCGGCUGCCCAAAGGUCACCACACCACAGAGCAGAGCCUUCGGUUUGAGUUUCUCAACUACCCCCCCUUCACCCGAAGCCUCCGGGGCCAAAGGACUUGGGCUUCUGAGCCCCGAUAGGGCCCCCACCCCUCCCCAGGACUUUGAGUAGAGACUUUUCUCUUAAGAGGAUAACAGAGCAGCUAAACAGAACAAACGACGUGGGGAGGGGGGAGGGGAUUCCUGGGUUCUAGAUGUGGAUAAUUGUUUGCUGUUGGGUUGUUUUUUUUUUUUUUUUAACAAAAAGAAAAAAAGAGGCUUUAUUUUUGUAUUC
Molecule: messenger RNA, 1147 nt
Organism: Antechinus flavipes (yellow-footed antechinus)
Lineage: Eukaryota; Metazoa; Chordata; Mammalia; Dasyuromorphia; Dasyuridae
Gene: FGF8
Product: fibroblast growth factor 8
Exons: 7
Coding region: 211-954 (247 amino acids)
Biological process (GO): heart morphogenesis; embryonic heart tube development; positive regulation of protein phosphorylation
Cellular component (GO): cytoplasm
Molecular function (GO): growth factor activity; type 2 fibroblast growth factor receptor binding; type 1 fibroblast growth factor receptor binding
Source: RefSeq, a predicted model, not a curated record